Molecule: messenger RNA, 2259 nt
Organism: Penicillium olsonii
Lineage: Eukaryota; Fungi; Ascomycota; Eurotiomycetes; Eurotiales; Aspergillaceae
Source: the annotation of a GenBank genome assembly
AUGAGGUUUUUUACCGCGUCGGUGCUUGGGCUGCUUGCGCCCAGCCUGUGCGCCGCCACCAGCCUUAAGACACCUAGUCGACUGGAUCUCGCAUCGGACUUUAAGCCCCCGCAGGUGUUUAAGAACACAAAUCUGGUUCGGAGCACCAACCUUGAAAAGGGCUACGUGAGGGAGACUAUCAAUGUUGUGGUGGAGAAUGUGGACAGCAAGUCCCAGACCGAUUACUACGUCCCUUUCCCCGAUGAAGUGUUUGAGCUUGUUGGAGGCUUCGAAGUGCGGGAUAAGAAGGCACCCGAGAAGGGACGCUUUGAAGUGGAUGCCACUGAGGCUGUAUCAUCCAGUGGCAACCAAUAUUUCGUGGUUCACCUUCCCGAGCCUCUGGCUCCCAAAUCACAGAUCACUCUAGGCAUCUCGUAUUCCGUUCUCUCUUCUCUCAGCCCGCUUCCUGCGACCAUUGGACAGGCUGACAAGCAAUACCUGUCCUACUCGUUCUCUGCCUACACUCCAUCCGCCUACACGACUGUCACUCAGAAGACCAAGCUGAAGUUCCCCAGCACAGAUGUGCCAGACUACACAAGCACCGAAGGCCUCAAGUCCGGCUCUGACCCUGAGCGUAAGGGCGCUACCUACACUUACGGUCCAUACGAUACCGCGAAGGUGGCUCCGGGCACCGAGUACCCAGUCUCUGUUCGCUACCAAUUCACGAAGCCUGUCAUUACAGUGAACCUCUUGGAGCGUGACCUGGAGGUCUCACACUGGGGUGGAAACCUUGCUACCGAGGAACGCUACUGGCUGCGCAAUAAUGGCUCGCAGCUUAGCAAGCAGUUCUCUCGAGUUGACUGGACCUUUACCAACUACCAGAAGGCGCCUACAUCGGCAGUGCGCGAGCUGGUAUACCCUCUUCAGCCUGGCUCUGUUGACCCCUACUUCAUUGAUGAUAUCGGCAAUGUGUCCACUAGCCGCUACCGUCCCAGCAUUGGCAAGAACAAUGCGAACUUGGAGCUGAAGCCCCGUUACCCUAUCUUUGGUGGCUGGAACUACAGCUUCAAGAUCGGCUGGAACAACGAGCUUUCCUCGUUCCUGCGCCGUGCUGCAGGUGUUGACUCUGACUCUUAUGUCCUCAAGGUUCCUCUCAUCGAGGGCCCCAAGAUGGCGGAAGGAAUCCAAUACGAGCGUGUUGUUGUGCGUGUUGUUUUGCCCGAGGGCUCUCACAAUGUUCGCUUCGAGACUCUCGAGGGAACUAACAGCAAUGGUCUUCCUGGCGCGAACCACAUCUCAGCAAACCUGAGCUCUUUGCAGACUUACAUGGAUACCUUGGGCCGGACCACUUUGACUCUGGAGGUUGACAGCUUGACCGACGAAGCUCGUGACGCCACCAUUGUGUUCUCGACAUCGCAUCGUAGACCAGGCAACCUACACUUUCCACGAUACCGCCCUCAAGCGCUUUCCCUAAUCACUUUUGUUUUGAUUUGUUGCGCUUCUUCUCCUUCUCUCAUAAUUCUCGCGUCAACAAGUCAGUUCAUGGUCAGUCUCGUUCACGUGCUCGCAAUGCUGCAAAUCAAGCCCAAGGGCGACGGCCGUGCCCCCCCAGCGGUAGACCACAGCACAACCACGUCGCCCUCAAAAGCCACUGACCCAACCAGCGAAAAGUCCAUGGGUGCAGUAUUGGUCUUCGUCGCACGAGCUGGCAAUCUGAGGGAUCAUGAAUGGGGAUUUGUCCCGCUCAACCCCCUGCAGAUGCACCACUAUCUACGCAGCCUGCUGGUGAUGGCCUCCCUACAACAUCGCCGAGUCUAUACCAAUCUUGGAGACCGACCUCACAAGAUCCAAACAAUCAUCCACCCAGCGAACGGAAAACAGUCAUUGACCUGCCGCACGAACAAAUACCUCUCCGCCGCGCUGGAAGAUGCCCGUGCCAUCAACGCCGAAUGCAUAUUUGUCCUCUAUAACUGGGAUGGCUGGACAACCGACUACGACACCAUUAUUGAGCUGUGUGAGCUAAACAAAGAUGUGCCUCUUACCUUGCACAUCUAUGCAAAAGGUCACAAUCAGUCCCGCGAAUUCUACGAGGCCAACGCUCACAAGGCUGCUGCUCACUUCCGCUUUCGCGGAAGUCUUGAUGAAGAGAGCAUCGCCCAAGACCGCAACACGGCGCUAUUCAUUCGUAUGAUCGAUGUGCUGCAUAAGCUCCAUUAUGAAAUUCCUAUCCCGCCCGACACAAAGCGUGAGCUUUCACGAUACGACUCCAGGCUGUUUUGA